GAAGGGAAGCGCGUCACGGGCUUCACGAGGAACAUGGGCUUUCUGCCUGUUGGCACGAUGAGUUCACGGUGCUUCGAAAAAAAAGCAAUGAUACGUUAUUCGGUGCCCAAUUUAACACUUCGCCGCGCUCGUCUUGUACCGAGAGAAUAUCGUGUCAAUUUUUUCGCGCCGAACCAAUUGUAGUGUUUCCUGGCGCGUGCGUGUCCGCGUGCGUGCAGCGCCUAUCAGGGGUUGAUUUGGGCAGCGAAACAUUCCCUGCCAAGCGCCUGUCAGUUAAACCAAAUAGACACUGCUCUACGACUGACACUCGUUCUGACGGUGUCCAUAUAGAUUUAGCGGUCGGUUUUCAUCCACCUCACACCGCACGCCUAACCGUAUGAUGAUAGCAAAUAACGAUACGAACAAGAGCUCACAUCCCGAGACAUGAGACCAGGUUAGAUCCGUUUAGUAAUGUCACGUGGUGAACCGUGUUUAUCUAGACCUGUGGCACAAACCCGUGUGAAAUCCUGACUCUCAGAGGUAUGCGUGGUCCAUUCCAACACUCCGUCAUCUGGGUUCACUAAUUAGUCCACACUCGACCAGGAGGUCACCAUGCAGCGUAUGAGGAACAGGCAGAGGAAGGGACGCGGCGACAGUACAUCAAUUCAGAAAUCGAAUGUCAAGGCACAUGCUGGCUUCCUGUGAAUCUCCGUGGAAUGGGGUAGGCCCACUACUAUAGUCGCUGAAGGAGAUUUAACUGUACAACGGGAUUUAACUAGUCCUCUUUGGCCCCCCGGGAUGCAUUUGUGCUUCUUAAUGUAUACUGCCAUCUAAUGGACAAACAUGUGAAGUAAACCUCAAGGUAGCAUAUUGGCCUGCAUUUGCUCCCCGGUCCAAAUACAAUUACUUAACACGUUUAUUAUAAAAGACAAAAUGACCAACAAUAAUUCAUUCUCUGACCUUAAGUAUUCAAAUUCAAAUUAUAUUCAAAUUAUUCUAAGUUGAUGGUCCGUUAGUUUAAGGUUUAGGCCUUUAGUUCUAAACAUCCCAUCCAUCCUAUCCUUUCCAUGCUACUUACUUAGGUGAUUCCCUAAUGAUGGGAUUUUAUGAUAAUUAUGCCAUCUUAGUCACCCUGUCCUUGUUUGCGUUGGGCAUUUUGGAAAACAUUUCGGGGAACGAGGAAAGGCUUUCAGUAAUCACCUUUUUCUCGGAUACUGCUGUCUAAGUGCUUGCAUCCUCAUUGGCUGUUAAGGUGUCACUUAGCAACCGAGUCAUUUCACUUGAACCUCGGUCGCCGCAGAGCAGAGAGAUUGAUCAAAGGGAUAUUUCUCUUGUGUUUCUUCUCUCGUCAGGCUUUUUUUUUUUUUUUUUUUAAAGCACAGUAAAGCGUCAACUAUUGUCAUUACAGUAAAAAGUAUAUCGUAAAACAUUGUAAAAACUGAGGUGUAGCAACUUGCUUUAUAUAUUUGUAAUUUUUUUCUAUGUCAUAGUGGUGGUAUGAGGCUAUCUAUGCUAUGGGGUUGUGCCCAUGUGCAGUUUAAACGGUCCCACCAGAAGAGGGGAGUAUUAACAUGUAGUAGCAUCUAAACUCUGCUAACCCCUUUGUUAUCUGGAUUAGUUAAACAUAUUAACAGCCAACGUUUUAAUUAUCAGCCUAUACAAAUAAGAACAAGUUGUAGCCUGGAUGUGUUAUGAGUUAUAAGGGUAACUAUUUUCCCAUUCACACAGAAUUUCAGGUUUCAUUUUGCGUGAACCUCAUGCGUCAAAUGGAAUCUGCCAUUGAUCAAACUGACUUGUCUUUGCUUUGGACUGUUGUUAAAGUAAACAACGGUGCUUAAACACUACUUAAAAGAGUACAGAAUACCUUUUGACACUUAUAGUGACUUAUUAGAGUUCAUAGUGACGCACAGUUUAGCUGUGACAACAAGAAACACGUUGAUAAAAUGCCUGGGGCCCGGGUUCAAUAAAUAUUCCCUGUAACAUUUAUGAACAAUGCACUGACUUCAUUGAAUAAACAGCAGCCAACGUCAGGAGAAGGUGAGUUAAACAACCAGCCUUUUAACAACAACAUAACGGCAUAUUACUCAAAACUCCAGUUGAGGCCAAUGUAGGUUAUGUUUACCACGUAUAGGUCAGGGCCUGAUCACAUCCACCGAAUCUGUCCCACACACUUCAUAUCAUAUAAUUUAACCUUGUUUAUACUCAACUAAAGCAAGGUCUCUCCUUCGCGCUCACACUAUCUCCAACAUGAGCGCAAACUCAAACAAACAAAUUAAAAUGCUUCUCCUUUUGUUGAACCCAGUUGUGUGUAAGAGUGGGCUUAUCUUUUUGUGCCUUACAUCUGGCCGGAGACAUUGUUGCCUCACACGGUUGCGGUAUUUCCAUGGGAACCACGGUUCUGUCUGAGGAGUGGGGGGGUGUGUGUUAGGCCUGGUGGCUGCCUCCCCCGCGGGUGGGCUUUACUUAAACCCGACCGCCUCUCUCUUAAUGCCAGAGGUACGGCUCAGCAUCACAGGAGAACACCUCACGGUGGCAUUUGGAGACCGGUAGAGAACCAUCGCUUUUCCACUACAAAUUCUACAGAUUCAUGGAUUUAUCAGCAUAUCAAUUCUUAUAAGGGGAUCCCAUGUGGGUGGCUGAAAAGAUUUGUGAGUCGGUGGGGAAGAGCAUGAUCCUGUUUGGGGAGAAGUCCGCCAAAGGAGCCCAAAGGAUCACGCUGUGCCCCAACGUCAUCACCCCGGACACCAUACCGGACUUCUUCAUCCCGCCUCAGAUCCAGCCCAUCCAGAAGGCCAAGCCCUCGGAUCAGGCCCGAGCCGCCCCAAGCAUCAGGGUGUCCCCCUGCGAGGGGGGGAGCCCCAAGCCCUGGGAGGCCCCCGGCGCCCCCCCCCGCCCGCACAUCAUCCAGGUGGAGAGCGUGGAGGAGGGACCGGACGACGAGGACGCGGGCAGCGACGGAGAGGAGACCACCAACGCCGACCCCCGCAGCCAGGCGGCCCUGUCGCUGCCGCACGUGGCCCGGGCGCAGACCUGCUACGGCUUCUGCACGCUGCUGGAGAGCCCCCACACCCGGAGGAAAGAGUCCCUGUUCCACGUGGAGCCCGGCUCCCUGCCCCUGCUGCUGCCCCGGAGCCGGUCCAACACCUACACCCAGAGGACGUCCCCCCGGCCCAGCCCCUCCACCUCCCCGUCCUCCUACAGCCUGAACGCCCUCGCCGUCAGGCUGUCCCCGCGGAGCUACACCCUGAGCCGGCAGAGCACGCUGGACAGCGACACCACCUCCUCCAACGAGUCCUCUCCCUUUGGCUCGCCGCUGCUGGGCAGGUGCCCCGGGGCGGCCGGCAAGCCUUCCAUCUUCAAGACACUGAGCCAGGAGCGCCUGCUCACCCAGAACCAGAGGAGGGGUCUGCCCUCACGCAACAACUCCCUGUCCACGGACGAAGGCAGCUCCACCGACAACAGCCCCAACGUCAUGAGGAGGCUGUCCGAGGAGACGACGGAGGGCCUGUCCAGCGGCUACAGGCUGGCGCCCCCCGCCUUCUUCCCCUCGGACCUCACCCUUAGCCGGGAGAGGGCGAUGCGGGAGAGCACGGUGCCGCUCGGGAACAACGGCAGCCUUCGAAUCUCGGCCGAGUACUCGGCCGACAACCAGAGACUGCGGCUGAGGCUGAUCAGCGCAGAGGGGCUGUAUGCGGCCAGCUCGGACACCAAGGGCAUUAACUGCAGCGUGAGCCUCUCGCUGAUUCCCGGGAAGCUCCAGAAGCAGCGCAGCACCGUGAUCCGGAAGAGCCGUAACCCCAUUUUCAACGAGGACUUCUUCUUCGACGGCCUCACCGCAGAAGACCUCUGUCUGCGCUCGCUGCGGUUCAAAGUGGUGAACAAGAAGUCGUCCAUGAAGAGGGACUAUAUUUUGGGGGAUUGUGAUCUGCCUCUCUCUAGCUUUGUAACUUUUUAAACUUUUUUAUUUUUACUAUUUAUUACCUAAGUUUUAUAUCAUCAGUUUUAUAUGAAUUAAAUUAUAUGAAACAUUGUCGUUUCUUGUACUUUACGCUUUUUUUAAUUAAACAAUCCCUAACCUGUCAGUUAAAUACAUCUCCCUGGCAUUGUGGUGAAUGCUCUUUAAGAAAUGAGGGGCCAAAGCAGAUGUCAUUAGUCAGGCCAAAAAUAACCCUGAGGUCUAAACACGUCUUUAGGUUCCCUGGGUUUCCUCUGUAUCUCUUAGCAUCAACAAGGCCGCCAAUUUGUCAGGAUUUGAUUAUUCACCUUCUGCUGUUUCUCUUAAGCCUGUUGCUUCCCUCGUGACCUUUCUUUUAAUGAAAUGUUUCUGGCAACCAGAGACUUUCAAUGCGAGCUUCGACCCAAUGGCAUACAUUUAAUCAGCAAAAACAAAUGAUUCCAGCUUUAUCAGGCUGUAACAAACCUGGUGGUUCAAUGUGAAUAUUUUCUUUUUUUAACUCUAUUUUAUUUAUUUUCUAUGUUAUCUCUUUUGAAAUUUGUAAUGUUUAAAUAAGUGGAUCUCCCAAAGAACUGCAACCAUAACAGUUGUGGUUUGGUAAAAAGACAUGAAAAUACAAAGUGAUAGAUGUGUGUUUUAUAAACUGCACUAUAGCAGCUCCAGCCCAACGUGGUCUGCAUGAACAAACUGAUAAAGAGGUCAUUUCCCAGGCACGCCCUGAGGAACACUGACUAUACAUCUUAUGAAUGGUAUUAUAUCUAGAAUAUAGACUUUAGGGUGCAUGAUAUAGGUCAGUGUUUACACAGAGAUUGACCUUGGGCAAUCACAUCCUGCUUUUCUCACUGGUCGAGAAAAGGGACUUAAAAGCAUCCGUUUCCACUACUGCUCCUGGUUAAAGAUUAAUAGAUUUCCAUGGGCUUACAAAAUCUCUGAGAUAAAAGGGCUGAUGACUUUCACUUACAAUGACAUCCAUAACAUUGGCUGACAGCGUAGCGUAAUGCAAAUUGUAUUUUUUUGGGUUUUCUUUUUUUCAAAGGCAGAACGAUGCUUACUGUGGUGAUGAUGCAAGGCCUAAAGGUUCAUCAGGUAUAGCCUAUCAGCCAUAACUGAUGUCAUGUGCUUCAGAGAAUAAACAUAGAAACUAUUAUGAGAAUAAUUGCAGACAGUUGGUUGAUCUGACACACAAAUAAAUACAAACAAAGUACAAAUAAUUACAAUCAUCUAUCAUCAAUAGUCAUCUCUGUAUAUCUUUUGUAUUUAUUCAUUAUUUAAUGGGAGUCCCCUCCAAUUCCCAGGCAGAGAUUUUGUUGAUAACACCUACUUUUCUUUUGUAAUUACAACCAGGCUAGCUCUUUGUCCUUUAUGUUAGGAGUGCUUCUGAAGCCUCUGGAUUAAUUUGUAUUUGAGUGUUGACUCAGCUGUGUCGUGCCUUGCAAUAAAAGAGGAACAGCCAGGGAUUCUCCUCUCUGGUCAACCCCUGAUAACAUUCUAAGCUUUCUAAUUUAUUUUCUGUGAAAAAAGCCACAGAAAAUGGCUCUCUGCAGAGCACAAUGGCUGGAGUGCGUCACUCGAUUUGAGGGGGUGUUCAUUUCUCAAUAAACAUCAGGCCACUUGUGACAGUGGUAGGACUCCAUUUUGAUCAUGUAGCAGCAUUUAGCCUUCACUGUGCAUAUUAUGUUU
Molecule: messenger RNA, 5614 nt
Organism: Gadus chalcogrammus (walleye pollock)
Lineage: Eukaryota; Metazoa; Chordata; Actinopteri; Gadiformes; Gadidae
Gene: c2cd4a
Product: C2 calcium dependent domain containing 4A
Exons: 3
Coding region: 2606-3934 (442 amino acids)
Source: RefSeq, a predicted model, not a curated record